Messenger RNA from Haplochromis burtoni (Burton's mouthbrooder), 1381 nucleotides. RefSeq names its product SEBOX homeobox (gene sebox). Gene Ontology annotation, molecular function: DNA binding. The record is from RefSeq and is a predicted model, not a curated record. Bases 218 to 1225 code for a protein of 335 amino acids. The transcript has 3 exons. Lineage: Eukaryota; Metazoa; Chordata; Actinopteri; Cichliformes; Cichlidae.
GGACCUAUAAAAAUGACUCUAUAAAUGGUGCCUGAGCAGGUCCAGAAGACUUAAAGAGGCAGGAAAACAAGUCAGUAAGUAAUUGGAGAUUUACUGGAUGCAGAGGGCUGGGUGUCCCAUCUGAUCUGAACGCGGUAUAAGAAGCUCCUGACUCCUCCUCAACUCUCAGCAUCGGUGAAGGCGAGCGGCAGAGGUGUGUUUGUGUGUGUGUGGAGUUAUGGCUCUGUUCAUGGACUCAGACUUCUCUUUACUCAAGCAGAACCAGCAGAAAGACCUGGCAGAUUUCAAGGCAUUAUUCGGAGAACAGAAACACUCAAAAGAUGCCCGCAGUGGGAGUGCUGUAUCCUCUCCGGAGCCGGACAGAGGCAUCGGUUUGAUGGAGGGUCAGAGGAAAAGGAAGAGGACCAUCUUCAGCCGUGCGCAGCUGUCUGAGCUGGAGCAGGCCUUCGCUGUGACCCCCUACCCGGACAUCACCCUGCGGGAAAGGCUGGCCGCGCACACACACCUGCCUGAGAGCAAGAUACAGGUGUGGUUCCAAAACAGAAGAGCUAGAAGUAUUAAGACCGGUAGACUCUCCAAGUCCACCAAGUCUGUCCUUGGAGUUAGAGGUUUUGUGGAUCCCUCCUCCGGCCCUGCGACUUCCACGUAUUCAAACACUCUGGCAGACAUGUUCAGGCCAGAGCAGAACCACUCCUGUGAGGAGGUCCCGCAGAUUUACUCAGAUUGGAUGCAAAUCUACAGUAACCCCAUGUCAUCGCCACCAUGUUCCUCAUCCCUCCAUCAGCAGUCCACUCGUAGCUGCUCCAAACCCUCAGACUCUCGUCUCUGGGAAGAGGAGUACCACGGGCAGCAGCAACAGCACUUAGGAGCCUCACUCACUGGUUUCAUUCCUGGUUCGUUUCAUCAGUCCAUCACCAGGCAGCCUCACCACGCUGCAUCUACAUGCUCCUAUCAGGCCUUCAGGAACUUCAAGUCCCGGAGCUUGGCUCCAUCUGGACCUCAUCAGGCACUGUGCAGCGGAGGCACUGGAACUGGCGGUCAUGCCUCAGUAGAUCAGGUUGUCCCUUCCCACCCUCAGCCAAUGUACUGGGAAAUCUCUCAAGGUCAGGGACAGCACCACCACCACCACCAUCAUCACCCACAACUGGGACCACAGACCUCGAUGGGAUAUAUCUCAGACCUGAUCUAUAACGCUGCUAUUGUUACCAAUUUUCUUGAAUUCUGAUGAAUGUAUCAAAAUCUGUCCUGUGUUUUACCACAGCUGAUGAAUUUCAGACAAGGCUGUAAUACUGUGAAGUAGAGUAGAAUUGUUACGAUGCUGAUUUGUCCAGUUGUAUAUUUUAUGUUUUGAAUUAUGUCUUGUAUAUUUUGGAGAAUAAAC